Molecule: messenger RNA, 7434 nt
Organism: Salarias fasciatus (jewelled blenny)
Lineage: Eukaryota; Metazoa; Chordata; Actinopteri; Blenniiformes; Blenniidae
Gene: ptprfb
Product: protein tyrosine phosphatase receptor type Fb
Exons: 36
Coding region: 403-6174 (1923 amino acids)
Biological process (GO): protein dephosphorylation
Molecular function (GO): protein tyrosine phosphatase activity; protein binding
Source: RefSeq, a predicted model, not a curated record
GUGUGUGAGCAGGCUCUGACUCCGAAGGAUCUCUCCCCGAGCCACGCUGCUCCAGAGCCACAGCUGGAGCCCGAUCGCUGCACAGCCACAAGACGGUCCCUCCGCUUUAAUCAGACGCCGCCAAUGGAGUAACUGGAGUUCUUCAGAAGUCAUCGUUCAGGGAUAAUCUUUUUUUUUUUUUUUUUUCCUGUGGGUUCCUACCGCUGGAUUCUCUCUUGAAGGAUUUGGAUACCCUUGCUCUCUGGAAUAAGUGCCUCACAAUAAAAGGGAAUUGAAAAAUAAAAAUAAAGGGAUUUCUCUACAAGUGGACCUGCUUGCCAUGCAUGGGUGUUAGUCUUUGAUCCUGUCAGAGUGGGACGUGUCUAGCAGGGGACCGAGGAGGAAGCAGUGCCAACCUCCAACAUGGUGCCUAAUAUUCACCCGGCGGCGCCCCUCCGGCCCAGAGGGGCGUUGCUCUUCCUGCUUCUGCUCAGCUGCACGGUGUUCUCCUCUCUGGCAGACAGCUUGCCAAGUUUCGUCAAAUCCCCCGAGGACCAGACGGGCAUCUCGGGCGGGGUCGCCUCGUUUGUGUGCCAAGCCACCGGGGAGCCCAAACCCAGGAUCACCUGGAUGAAGAAAGGCAAGAAAGUCAGCUCGCAGCGCUUUGAGGUGAUUGAAUUCGACGACGGUUCGGGCUCCGUGCUGCGGAUCCAGCCGCUGCGCACACACAGAGACGAGGCCAUUUACGAGUGCACCGCCGCUAACAGCGCUGGCGAGAUCAACACCAGCGCCAAGCUCACAGUGCUUGAAGAGAACCAGAUUCCCCCCGGCUUCCCCACCAUCGACAUGGGCCCGCAGCUGAAGGUGGUGGAGAAGACCAGGACGGCCACCAUGCUGUGCGCCGCCAGCGGGAACCCGGACCCGGAGAUCUCCUGGUUCAAGGACAUGCUGCCCGUGGACAUCGGCAGCAGCAACGGGCGCAUCAAGCAGCUCCGCUCAGGUGGUACACCAAUUAGAGGAGCUCUGCAAAUUGAGAACAGCGAGGAGUCGGACCAGGGGAAAUACGAGUGCAUCGCCAUGAACAGUGCCGGGACCCGCUACUCUGCACCUGCCAACCUCUACGUACGAGUGCGAAGAGUGCCGCCGAGAUUCUCCAUCCCACCCACCAAUCAGGAGGUGAUGCCCGGCGGCAGCGUCAACCUCACCUGCGUUGCCGUGGGCUCGCCCAUGCCCUACGUCAAGUGGACCAUGGGCUCGGUGGAGCUGACCAAGGAGGAGGAGAUGCCGUUGGGACGCAACGUGCUGGAGGUCACCAACAUCCGCGAGUCGGCCAACUACACGUGCGUGGCCAUCUCGUCUCUGGGCAUGAUUGAAGCCACAGCUCAGGUCACUGUCAAAGCCUUACCAAAGCCCCCCACGUCGCUCAUUGUGACUGAGACCACCGCCACCAGCGUGACUCUCACGUGGGACUCUGGAAACCCAGAACCGGUUUCCUACUACAUGAUCCAGUACAAAGCCAAGUCGUCGGACAACGGCUACCAGGAAGUGGAGGGCGUGGCCACGACGCGCUACAGCAUCGGCGGACUGAGUCCGUACUCCGAGUACGAGUUCCGCGUCAUGGCCGUCAACAACAUUGGCCGCGGGCCUCCCAGCGACCCGGUGGAGACCCGCACCGGUGAACAAGCCCCCUCCUCGCCGCCCCUGCACGUCCAGGCGCGCAUGCUGAGCGCCAGCACCAUGCUGGUCCAGUGGGCGCCGCCCGAGGAGCCCAACGGGCAAAUCAGGGGCUACCGGGUGUACUACAGCUCCGACAUGACGGCUCCGCUCAGCGCCUGGCAGAAGCACAACACCGACGACAGCAGCCUGACGACCAUCUCCGGCCUGACGCCUGAUAUCACCUACAGCCUGAGGGUGCUGGGCUUCACUUCUGUAGGCGACGGACCACCCUCCGAGAUCCUGCAAGUCAAGACUCAGCAGGGAGUUCCGGCGCAGCCGUCAAGCUUCGAGGCUGAAGCUGAGCUGGACACCCGCAUCGUGCUGUCGUGGCUGUGGCCCGUCCAGGACCCCAUCACCAAGUACGAGCUGCUGUACUGGGAGGACGGCUCCGACAACAAGAUACACGUGUCCUUCAACCCAGCGGGCUCCUACGCCGUGGAGGGUUUGAAGCCCGACACCCUGUACCGCUUCUCCCUGGCGGCCCGCUCUGAAAUGGGUUUGGGUGUCUACACGCAGCCCAUCGAGGCCCGAACCGCUCAGUCCACCCCGUCCGCCCCCCCUCAGGAGGUCCAUCUGGUCAGCCUGACCUCCACCAGCCUCAAGGUGAGUUGGGUGGCGCCUCCGGCGGCGAGCCGCCACGGCGCCAUCGUGCGCUACACGGUCAGCUACCAGGCCCUGGCCGGGGAGGACACAGAGCGGCACGAGGUGACGGGCAUCGGCGCCGACGCCACCAGCUAUGUGCUGGAGGGCCUGGAGAAGUGGACUGAGUAUCAGGUGUGGGUGAGGGCGCAUACUGAUGUGGGCCCCGGCCCUGAGAGUGCCGCAGUGAGGAUGAGAACCAAAGAGGAUGUGCCCGGAGCGCCGCCCAGGAAGCUGGAGGUCGAGGCCUUGAACUCCACGGCCAUCCGGGUCACCUGGAAGCCGCCGCUGCAGGGCAAGCAGCACGGCCAGAUCCGCGGCUACCAGGUCAUCUUCUCCCGGCUGGAGAACGGCGAGCCACGGGGCCAGCCCAACAUCAUGGACGUGGCCUUGCCGGAGGCUCAGUGGAAUAUUGAGGAAUCCACCGAGCAUGAGGCCAUCAUUGGUGGACUGCAGUCUGAAACCACCUACUCCGUCACCGUGGCGGCGUACACCACGAAGGGAGACGGAGCGCGGAGCAAAGCUAAAGUCAUCACCACAACCGGCGCCGUUCCUGGCAAACCCACCAUGAUGAUCAGCACCACCAUGGGCAACACGGCUCUGAUCCAGUGGCAGCCGCCCAAAGAGAUGGUGGGUGAGCUGAUGGGCUACCAGCUGCAGUACAAGCGCACCGACGAGGAGAACUACACGUCGCGCGAGCUGAGGAAGACCGACGACCACUACACCGUCACCGGCCUGCACAAGGGCGCCACGUACGUCUUCCGCCUUAGCGCGCGGAACCGCGCCGGCAUCGGCGAGGCGUACGUGAAGGAGAUCAGCACCCCCGAGGACCUGCCCUCGGGCUUCCCCUUCAACCUGCAGGUGACGGGUCUGACUCAGUCCAGCACGCAGCUGACCUGGGAGCCCCCGCUGCUGGCGGAGAGGAACGGCAAGAUCGUCUACUACGUGGUGGUGUUCAGGGACAUCAACAGCCAGCAGAACAGCACCAACCGCACGGCCGACACGCACAUGACCAUCCAGGGCCUCAACCCCGACACCACCUAUGACAUCCGGGUGCAGGCCUUCACCAGCAAGGGCGGCGGACCGCUCAGCCCCAGCAUCCAGAGCAGGACCAUGUCUAACGAUUUUCCCACAUUGAACUUUGGAGUCAAGGCCGUCAUGAAAACGUCCGUGCUCCUCACCUGGGAUUUACCACCAAACUACAAAUCCCAGGCGCCUUUUAAGAUCUUGUAUAACCAGCAGAGCGUGGAAGUGCAGGGGAACCUGAAGAGAAAGCUGAUCACACAGCUGCAGCCAGACACCGACUACUCUUUUGUACUGACAAGCAGGGGGAACAUUGCUGGAGGUCUGCAGCAGCAGGUGUCGAUCCGCACGGCCCCCGACCUGAUCAAAACCAAGCCCAGCACACAUCAAGCUCAAGGUGGCAAGAUGACGAUCAACGUGCCCAAGGUCCAGACCACGACACGAGUCAGGUGGUACUACAUCGUGGUGGUGCCGGUGUCCCAGUCCACGCGGCGGUGGAAGAAUCCAGACGAGAUGGAUCUGGAUGAGCUGCUCAGGUCAAGCGAAGGUCCCGUCCUGAGGCGCCGGCGUCACCUGGACUCCUCCAAGCCUUACAUCGCCGCCAAGCUGGCCUCCCUGCCGACCAGCUUCACGCUGGGCGAUGAGAAGAGUUACAACGGCUUCCUCAACAAGCCGCUGACCAGCCAGCAGGAGUACCUCUGCUUCGUCCUGGCCGUCCUGCGGUCCGAGGGGACAGACAGCGCCGCCAAUUACAUGACAUUUUCAGCCAGUCCCUACUCAGACCCCAUCCAGGUCACGGCCAGCUUGUCUCAAGGGAUGGAGCAGCCUGAGAUGCUGUGGGUCAUGGGCCCGGUGUUGGCCGUGGUCCUCAUCAUCAUCAUCGUCAUCGCCAUCCUGCUCUUUAAGAACAAGCAGGAAAGGAAGCGAGCGUCACCUUUACCCAAAGAUGAGCACUUAGGUGGGGUGAAGGACUCUCUCCUGGCCAACUCCUCGGACCCGGUGGAGAUGAGAAGGCUCAACUAUCAGACCCCAGGUCCCAGCUCUCAUCGCUGCCCCAACACUCCAAGAAUGAGGGAGCACCCGCCCAUUCCCGUCGUCGAUCUGGCCGACCACAUCGAGCGACUGAAGGCCAACGACGGCCUCCGCUUCUCGCAGGAGUACGAGUCCAUCGAUCCGGGUCAGCAGUUUACCUGGGAAAACUCCAACAUGGAAGUCAACAAGCCAAAGAACCGCUAUGCAAAUGUGAUCGCCUACGACCACUCCAGGGUGGUGCUCACCUCUGUUGACGCCGUGCCAGGCAGCGACUACAUCAAUGCCAACUACAUCGACGGCUACAGGAAACAGAAUGCCUACAUCGCCACUCAGGGGCCGCUGCCAGAGACACUGAGCGACUUCUGGAGGAUGGUGUGGGAGCAGAGAUCCAACACCAUCGUCAUGAUGACCAGGCUGGAGGAGAAGUCGAGGGUGAAGUGUGACCAGUACUGGCCGUCACGAGGAACCGAGACCUACGGGAUGAUCCAGGUCACCAUGCUGGACACUGUGGAGCUGGCCACUUACAGCGUGCGGACUUUCGCCCUCUACAAGAACGGCUCCAGCGAGAAGAGAGAGGUGAGACAGUUCCAGUUCAUGGCCUGGCCGGACCACGGGGUGCCCGAGUAUCCCACCCCGAUCCUGGCAUUCCUCCGGCGGGUGAAGGCCUGCAAUCCUCCAGACGCCGGGCCCAUGGUGGUUCACUGCAGCGCGGGUGUGGGCAGGACUGGCUGCUUCAUUGUGAUCGACGCCAUGCUGGAGCGCAUGAAGCACGAGAAGUCCGUAGACAUCUACGGGCACGUGACGUGCAUGCGCGCCCAGAGGAACUACAUGGUCCAGACCGAGGACCAGUACAUCUUCAUCCACGAGGCCCUGCUGGAGGCCGCCACCUGCGGCAACACCGAGGUGCCGGCGCGCAACCUGUACGCCCACAUCCAGAAGCUCACCCAGCCUCCGCCCGGCGAGACGGUCACUGCGAUGGAGCUGGAGUUCAAGAGACUGGCCAACUCCAAAGCCCACACGUCACGCUUCAUCAGCGCCAACUUGCCCUGCAACAAGUUUAAGAACCGCCUGGUCAACAUCAUGCCUUUUGAGUCCACGCGCGUCUGCCUGCAGCCCAUCCGCGGCGUCGAGGGCUCCGACUACAUCAACGCCAGCUGCAUCGACGGCUACAGGCAGCAGAAAGCCUACCUGGCCACACAGGGACCCUUAGCCGAGACCACCGAGGACUUCUGGAGGAUGCUGUGGGAGCACAACUCCACCAUUGUCGUCAUGCUCACCAAGCUGCGGGAGAUGGGACGGGAGAAGUGCCAUCAGUACUGGCCAGCGGAGCGUUCAGCCAGGUACCAGUACUUUGUGGUGGAUCCAAUGGCUGAGUACAACAUGCCUCAGUACAUCCUCCGAGAGUUCAAAGUCACAGAUGCCAGGGAUGGACAGUCCAGAACAAUCCGCCAGUUCCAGUUCACUGACUGGCCCGAGCAGGGUGUGCCAAAAACCGGAGAGGGCUUCAUCGAUUUCAUCGGACAAGUGCACAAAACCAAGGAACAGUUUGGACAGGAUGGACCAAUCACUGUACACUGCAGUGCCGGGGUGGGCAGGACCGGAGUCUUCAUCACUCUCAGCAUCGUGUUGGAGAGGAUGAGGUACGAAGGCGUGGUCGACCUCUUCCAGACAGUGAAGACGCUUCGCACCCAGCGGCCUGCCAUGGUGCAGACCGAGGACCAGUACCAGUUGUGCUACCGGGCGGCGUUGGAGUACCUGGGGAGCUUCGACCACUAUGCAACGUAACCACUCCCAGCGAGCAGCUUCCCCGGUCAGACCUCUCAGGAGUGUGCCAAGUGUCCCAUCUCAGCCGCCAUCCACUCACUUGAUCUCCCCCCCUCCCCCCACCCCGCCCCAAAAAACAAACCCCACCCCCAAACCCCUCGCAGCUACCGGAGGGGUGGAGACAGGGACGAGCUUGCAGACCCGGUUUUAACCAAUCACUGAGACACCCAACCACCUGAGAUCUUGCUUUAAAAAUAAUAGGAGAAACAUUUGUGGAGACGUUGGAGGAAACGCGACGACUCUUUGUACAGACCGACGGCGCAGAGCGGCCGCCCGCCUCUCUGCUCCGUCGAAGCCAAACCCCCCCUGACUGUCAAAGGCUACUGGUAGCACUAAGAGAGCACCCGCUCUGUUUUAUGUUCCUUUUUUUGUUAAUUAUAUUGUCAAUAUUAUGAUUUAUUCUCAUGUUUAGUAUACCUUUUUUUUGUUAUUUUUAUUAAUCAUUUUAAUAUCGGACAUUUCUUUUGUCUUAAACUGCCCAGCGUGGGGUAAGCAUUAUUUUCAUAAUCAUUUUUUUUAAAUGUGUUUUUAACAUGAACCAAGAUACUAAUCCAGGAGGACCGCCGUCCUCUGAGCUGCUGUCACAUUUCUUUUGUCAUGUGACUUUAUCGUUAUUUUUUUAUUUUUAUUUUUUAUUUUUUGGUCUUAUACAGUUCAGUAACUGAAAAAUGGCCUUUUUCACGAGCCGUUUCCAAUCUGAAAAAAAGAAGAAAGAAUUGAUUUGAGAGCACAGACUUUGCCGUAGUUGUCUUUCUGUAUACGUGGUAGCUAGCUAAAACACCCCUCAAUUAAAAGUAACGAGACAAGAUUAAAUCAGAGGUGUUCAGAAAUGAACACAUUACUUCUGCCGUUUUCUUUUUAUUUCUUUUUUUCCUUUUUUUUUUUUUUUUUUUGGUUCUUGUUGUUUUUGUUUUUCAUCAGAAGCCUGAGGCAUCGAGGCCUUCAUGCUCCACAGCGGAGAACAUAACCUGAGGAAAACAGACUUUUUUUUACCCAAAGGGUAGAUGACAGAAAGAAAAAAAAAAAAAAAAAAAAAAACCCGCUCCUGAUCUCUGAAUCUUGAAGCGCUCUUCAAGUCCCUCCCAUCUCCCGGCUCGGGUUCGCUGGAGCGGGAACCGACCGGACGGACGGAGAGGAGCGGACGAGGCUCGCGUGGGCCGAGGAGCAGAGCCAUCGACAUUGGUACCUGUACAGAAUCAACCAUUCCUGCCAGAGGGGGAA